GUGGGCGGGAGCCGGGCGCGGCCGGAGGCAGUCUGGACCCUCUGCCGGGCCUGGCACGUCCCACCCAGUUUUCCGGGUGGUCCAAAGGCAGCCCGUGUCACCGGAGCAGCAUCCCAUUGUCCCCAGGCCUCGUCCUCUCCACACUCGGUGCUUGAACUUGAACAUCUGGACGACGGAGGAUUUCAGACAAUCUCCAGCUGAUGGAGUUGGAAAUCCCAGAGGGCGUGCGGGUCCGAGGCUCACUCUCCUGGGUAGCCUGUUCCGUAAACCAGUGUGGAGAAGAGAUGAUUCCUUGGCUACGGUGGCUUUUUUGACUGAAUCCUGGGUCCCCUCUCCUACCCCGCUCAGGACUGGCUGACAGAGGUGUUUCCAGCUGUGCACGGAGACUGACCGGCUGAGGACCCACCCCGGAGAGCUUUGGACACCUUAACAGUGAACGAGCAUGGAGGGGGAGGAUUACAACAACUCCUACGAUUACCACUACGAUUACGAGUACCCUGAGGAUCCUGAAGCCAUCCUGAUUUUGGAGGAGUUUCCACCCCCGGAAGGCGGGGUGAUCAGGAUCUUCCUGGUGGUGGUCUACAGCGUCAUCUGCUGCCUGGGCAUCCUGGGCAAUGGCUUGGUGAUCUUCAUCGCCACCUUCAAGGUGAAGAAGACGGUGAACACCAUCUGGUUCGUCAACCUGGCCAUCGCCGAUUUCCUGUUCAACCUCUUCCUCCCCUUCCACAUCGCCUAUGUGGCCGCGGACUACCACUGGGUGUUCGGGACCGCCCUGUGCAAGGUCAGCAACUUCCUGCUCAACCACAACAUGCACACCAGCGUCUUCCUGCUGAUGGCCAUCAGCUUCGAUCGCUGCAUCGCGGUGCUCCUCCCCGUCUGGUCCCAGAACCACCGCAGCAUACGGCUGGUCUACGUGGCCUGCGUGGUCAUCUGGGUCCUGGCUUCCCUCCUGAGCUUCCCUUCCCUCGUGUUCCGGGACACGGUCCUCGUGCACGGGAAGAUAGCGUGCUUCAGCAACUUCAGCCUGGGAGAGGCCAACUCUUCCCUGGGGCGCGCUCGCCUCCAUCCGGGCUCCGUGGGGUUCCGCUGGCACCUGGCGGUGAGCGUCAUGCGCUUCCUCUGUGGCUUUCUGAUCCCGGUCCUCAUCAUCACGGCCUGCUACGUCACCAUCGUCUGCAAGCUCCGGCGCAACCGCCUGGCCAAGACCAAGAAGCCCUUCAAGAUCAUCCUGACCAUCAUCAUCACCUUCUUCCUCUGCUGGUGCCCCUACCAAACCCUCUACCUCCUGGAGCUCCACCACACCUCCGUGCCUGCCUCCGUCUUCACCUUGGGCUUGCCCCUGGCCACGGUCCUCGCCAUUGCCAACAGCUGCAUGAACCCCAUCCUGUAUGCCUUCAUGGGUCAGGACUUCAAGAAGUUCAGGGUAAACUUCUUCUCCCGCCUGGCCAGCGCUCUGAGUGAGGACACGGGCCAGUACCCCGACCCCAGCCACAGGAACUCGACCAGGAUGUCGUCCAUCAACGAGAGAUCCUCGAAGAACGAGAAGGAGACCAACAUGUUGUGAGCCCCGCCUGGAGACCCCGACAGACACUCCCAACCUUGGCGUCCAAGGCGCUGCCUUCCCGAGGCCGCGGCGGGAGCCUGCGCCGCGCCCACCAACGCCCGCUGCAUGUCACACGGGGCGGACCAGUGUUUUGAGCCGGGUACCCAGGGCUCGGGACCCCUUUCUCCCGGUGGCAUGGUGGGCAUGGCAUGCCCCUUGGCCCACAGCCUUGGACCAGCGUCCCACGCUCCUUGGGAGACCAGCCUUGACCAACGAAGACGACGCCAAGCACAAAAGGGAAAAUUCUCCAAAGCACUGCCGUGGACCGCGAUCAGCAUGAGACAGGGAGACGAUGCUACCUACUGUGCGCUCCCCGGAAAUGACACAAACACUCUACCGGGCCCGUUCCCGGGGUGAGCGGAGGAGGGCAGAGCACGCCUCUCCCUACUUACCUAUCCAGCAGCCAGACAGACGUCUCAUCCCUCAAGCCACUCCUCUGGAUUGGGGCGCGGGGAAUGCACAGGGCACCUGGGAGAGGAAGGUGACAGAUGAGCCCUGGACCGAGCAUGUGUGUUCAGCUCUCCUAGGAACACAAAGAACAGGUCCGGAGGAGCCAUGCGGGCUCGUGGGGGGAAGGGAAGGAGAAAGGACUUUCCAUGGGCUUUGUGCUGAGCUAUUUUGGGGGUGGGGGUGGUGCUAGUCCUUUCCCCCAACCCCUGUUCUCACUUUCAAUUUGCUCCUGGGGGUGCUGGGUGGAGGGGUCAGCUUCAUCAGCGGCCCCCACCCCCUCCCAGGGGUUCCUCUCUCCUUCCCUGAUCUAUGGGGUCUGGCUGGAGCCACUCAGAAUGAAACACUCCGGGACAGGAGGUGAGCAAGGAGGGCCUCUCCUCUUCCUCCACGCCUUGCUAGAGACCAGUCCCAGGGCACCGGCAGGAAGCUACAGGGAGUGCCUUGUGGCUGGGGAGUGCGUCCAAGGGCCCAGUCACUGAACUUGAAGCGGAGGUUGGAGCCUGACCUUGAACUGUGUGCUCUGGGAUGCAGGCCUGGGAUGCAGGCCCUGGGGUACCAGAGGCACGGAGCUCCUGUGUGCAGCCCUGCAGCCUCUUCUCACCUAGGACAAUGCCCUCCUGUGCCCCGGUGUCAUCAUCCCCCUUACACAUGGCAACGCUGAGGCUCCCAGGAGGCAAGCAACUGGCCCAACAGCACACGGCUAACCAGAGUCUCUGUCUGAGCCUACAGAGAAUGUAUCUAUUGAGAAUGUUCUAGAUCAGUGAUGGCGACCCUAUGACACGCGUGUCAGAGGUGACACGCGAACUCAUUUUUUUGGUUGAUUUUUCUUUGUUAAAUGGCAUUUAAAUAUAUAAAAUAAAUAUCAAAAGUAUAAAUCUUUGUUUUACUAUGGUUGCAAAUCUCAAAAAAUUUCUCUAUGUGACACAGCACCGGAGUUAAGUUAGGGUUUUUCAAAAUGCUGACACGCCGAGCUCAAAAGGUUCGCCAUCACUGUUCUAGACUAUAAUGAUAGCCUGCAUUUAUUUAGCACUCCCAUGAUAAGCACUGUACAGGUAUUGCAUGUAUUCCUCACAGCAGCCCCGAGUUAGGUACAAUUACACGUGACUUCCCUUUUCCAUGUGAAGUAUCUGAGGCUCAGAGAGGUUAAGGAACUUGCCUGAGGGCGCCCAGCUGGUCUCCACCUGUGUUGGGAUUUGAACCUAGGUCUCGUUUGGCUCAAAUAAAGCCGCAGAGUCCUAAGGUUUUGAGA
This is a messenger RNA of Myotis daubentonii (Daubenton's bat), 3302 nucleotides long. It is a transcript of the gene CMKLR1, whose product is annotated as chemerin chemokine-like receptor 1. Gene Ontology annotation, molecular function: complement receptor activity; G protein-coupled receptor activity. Gene Ontology annotation, cellular component: plasma membrane. The record is from RefSeq and is a predicted model, not a curated record. Gene Ontology annotation, biological process: positive regulation of cytosolic calcium ion concentration; complement receptor mediated signaling pathway; inflammatory response. Lineage: Eukaryota; Metazoa; Chordata; Mammalia; Chiroptera; Vespertilionidae.